AAAAUCCUUGACUUCUAUUCUUAACUUUCCACUCUUCACUUCCAUCCAAUGUACCACCAGAUCAACAACAAGCUCAGGCUUUCGGCGGAAACUCCUGAAUAUCCUUCAGGGCGCCCUCUUUUCUUAAACUCUACAUCGUGAUUCUAUUGUGCCAUUUCAAUUUUCAGUAUAAGCUGUGACUAGGCGGGCGCAACAGGGCAUGUCAUUGCCACCAAGCGACCUGCUACUUCAGAACCAUCUUCGUCACGCAAGGUAUAUCUCAGAGAUCUUAGAUCGCAAAAUGACUUCGUCGGCGUCGACGACAAAAUCAAUGAAGCAUCCUUUCAUACGGCAGGUUGAGGAGUUUAAAACGCCUAAGAGUGAUAUCAAUGCCUUGAUACUCGAUUACCUGACCGUUGCCGGCUAUCCUAAUGCUGCAGCAAAAUUUUCAACUGAAGCGAAUUUGUCACCUCAACAGCCCUCGUCCAGUAUCUAUGCAAGGCAACAAAUCCAGACAUUUAUACAUAGAGGAGAGAUCGAAAAUGCCUUACAUGCUUUGAAUGAUCUUGAUCCCUCGAUACUUGACGAAGAUGAACCACUCCACUUCGCGCUUCUUCGGCUCCAACUGGUGGAGUUAAUCCGAAAAUCCCGACCAGGCGGGGACAUCGGCCCGGCCUUGGAAUUUGCGCAAACUCAACUAGGACCCAAGGCUCCGCGCACGCCACAGUUUUUAGAGGAUCUAGAAAAGACGAUGUCCCUUCUAGUGUUUGAUCACGACAAUCUGGAUCCUACUUUGUCGGCGCUUCUGCGGCCAGGUCUUCGACGGGAUGUUGCGGAUAAAGUUAAUAAAGCAAUCCUAGAACGUCAGAAGCAACGGAGAGAAGCUGCCAUUCGUCAUUUAGUUCAGAUGAGAGCCUGGAGUGAGGAAAUUGUCCGCAAAGAGGGCAAGAAAGAUCUUCCUUCACGGAUCGACUUAGGCUUAGAUGGUGAUGACUCUGAGAGGUUCAGGGUAGAGAAUGGCCACGAGUCGAUGAUUAUGACGCAGUAAAUCACUGCCGUUAUGUCUUUGUGCUGUCGAUUUUUUUUUU
This is a messenger RNA of Daldinia decipiens, 1067 nucleotides long. RefSeq names its product CTLH/CRA C-terminal to lish motif domain-containing protein. Gene Ontology annotation, molecular function: protein binding. NCBI's taxonomy places the organism in Eukaryota, Fungi, Ascomycota, Sordariomycetes, Xylariales, Hypoxylaceae. The transcript is spliced from 4 exons. The record is from RefSeq and is a predicted model, not a curated record. Bases 200 to 1027 code for a protein of 275 amino acids. Gene Ontology annotation, biological process: proteasome-mediated ubiquitin-dependent protein catabolic process. Gene Ontology annotation, cellular component: nucleus; cytoplasm.